Messenger RNA from Scaptodrosophila lebanonensis, 1531 nucleotides. RefSeq lists its product as uncharacterized. NCBI's taxonomy places the organism in Eukaryota, Metazoa, Arthropoda, Insecta, Diptera, Drosophilidae. The record is from RefSeq and is a predicted model, not a curated record. The transcript is spliced from 3 exons. The coding region runs from base 185 to 964 and encodes 259 amino acids. Gene Ontology annotation, cellular component: mitochondrion.
GAAAAAAGCACAAAUUUACAAAUAACCUAGUCGUUUCAUAAAACCUUAUCAAGCUGAAAACCUACAACAUCCACAGUAGACAUACACAUUUUUGAUUUGUCAACAAAACAAAACAGCAAGCGGCACUGCCUGUGUUGUGUAUUGGUUGUGUGUAUACAAAAUUUUAAGAACUGGAGCAGCAGCCAUGGUUAUGGUAACGGUUGCAUUGUUAACACGCCUACGUCUACUCAGCGCUCCACAGCGCACAUUGGGUUUCGGCUUCCUGCGCCUACUGCAGGCAACGCACACAGCAAGAUCCAGUCUCACUGCUAGAUGCCUUAGCGUUGGAUUAUUGGGCCGCAACAACAACAACAACUAUGACAAGGGCAAUAAACGCGAUGCGUUUAUGUUGGCAUUGCAACAGCAACAACAGCUUGUUAUCAAAUGCCGCAACUAUGCACGCCUCAGCACAAAAUCCUCCGCCCAUUGUGCCAACAAAACGGACGCCAAAUCCUCGUCCACAGCAGCUGCCGAUCUUUUUGGGGAGUCUGCUAACAUGGGAUUAUUUGCUAAAUUCAAGCAUAUGUAUAAACAGUAUUGGUACGUGCUUAUACCAGUUCAUGUGUUGACAUCAGUUGGUUGGUUUGGCGGUUUCUACUAUUUAUCUAAGAGCGGUGUCGAUGUGCCCGCAUUGUUGCAAUAUGUACAUCUCAGUGAGACAAUCAUUGAGAAGGUGCAGGGCUCCGACAUGGGACACUAUGCCAUUGCCUAUCUUUGCUAUAAAGUAGCCACGCCACUGCGAUAUGCACUCACAUUGGGGGGCACUACGGUGUCCAUCAAGUAUCUUGUUCAGGCUGGCCACAUUAAGCCCAUACCCAGCAAAAGUCAACUUUUGAAAAUGUACGAAGAUAAGAAGGCAACGCGGGCUAGUGCCAAAGCUGACAAGGCCGAGAAGGACGAGUCUUCGCAAUCAAAUCACAAAUGAUGGCGAGGCAGAGGCGCUAUUGUCGUCGCCUCCGCCCACAAAGCUAGUGCGCUGCCAUUGCUGGCGUUGGGCAUGGGCGCUUGCAGGCGUCGUUCAGUUGGCUUGUUAUGUUAUUUGUUAAACUGUUGCUUGUCGCUCUGUAUGCGUCGGCGUUGGUGCUCUUCAAUGUCCUUAAUCCACACUUUAAAACCAUGCGAUCAACACUCAAUGCUAAUGCCGCCAGACGCAUGCCGAAAGAUAAAAGCCCAUACACGCGCAUAAUGCAUCUGAUGAAAGGAAACAUAUAUAUUUUGUAAUAGUUAAAAUACCUAUGUAUGUAGUUUUUCUUAGUUACGAAAUUGUUGGCUGCCGCGUGCAUGUCAAGGAGCACGUACACACAGGCACAUACAAACACACACACACCCACACACUAGACCCCACUAAGGGAGGGCAUGCCGCUACAGCAUACAUAAUGCAUACAUAUGUAAUUUAUAUUUUGUAACUGUAAUUAUAAAAGUUGUAAAAACAAUAACUUUUCGAAUUGGUCGUUAAAAACAAUACCAUAAAUUUCGUGAUGAGCUUUAAAAA